AUGCCGCUCGCUACGAAGAACGCCUCCUUCGACUUAGACGAGGGUUUCUUUCGCCGCAACGGGCUCAAGGCUGCGGAUGUUGAGCGUUGUCUGGGGGUUGUGAGGAGGAGGUAUCCUGGUUGGGGGUUUGAGGGGGUGAGGGGGCAGGGUGGGUGUAGUUAUACUGUUCUUGUGCGGAAGAGAGAUAGGGGAGGGGAAGGGGGUGGAGAGGUGGUGGUCGUACAGUUCCGAUUACUCGCGCAUAAAAUCCACGAGGGCAUUGUGAGGGAUGUAAGGAAUUUAUGGGGAGAGUUGGUCCCGGAGAUGUUGUGGUUUGAGGACGUCAGUGUUGGGGAGGAUGUGCGGUUGCAGGUCUGUGGGAUGUCGAGGGUGAAGGGGGUAGCGUUUGGGGGAGUGCAGCCUUGUGGGAGUGAAUUGGGUGAAGGGGAGUUGGGGAGGUUGAGGGGCUUGAUGGGAGAUUUGGCGGGUUUCUUUAUGAGGAGUUGGAGGAAGGGGGAUGGGUAUGGGAGGGUUAGGGGGAAGGGAAAGGUGGGUGCUUCGAUUAGGGAGAGGCUUGUUUUGCUUGAGGGGGGACUUCCUAGGAGGUGGUUACGGUUGAGAGCGAGGAGUGUCAGGAGAGGAUUCGAUUCGGGUCUACUGGAUUGUUUACCGGUUGUGCUGAACCAUGGGGAUCUGCUGCCGAGUAAUAUCAUGGUCGAUCGAGGAAGCUGGAGACUUACUGGCUUGGUCGACUGGGCUGAGGCUGAAUAUUUGCCCUUUGGGAUGUCGUUGUAUGGGAUCGAGCAUCUGCUUGGUGGUUUCGACCACGAACGACAGAGGUUCGUAUACUAUGACCGGGCGAAUGAGCUUCGUGAUGCGUUCUGGGAUAGGCUGAGGGCUGAGAUCCCUGAGCUGAGAGACCAGGACAUAUGGAAAGCCGUGAUCCUCUCUCGCACCAUCGGCAUCCUGCUCUGGCACGGCAUCGCAUGGGACGAAGGACGGCUCGAUCGAGUGGUCGACUACGUGAACGACAGAGAAGAACUAGCAUAUCUCGAAAGCUUCUUGGGAGGAUCUUGUGGAUCUAGGGAAUCUAAGCUCUAG
Molecule: messenger RNA, 1080 nt
Organism: Zasmidium cellare ATCC 36951
Lineage: Eukaryota; Fungi; Ascomycota; Dothideomycetes; Mycosphaerellales; Mycosphaerellaceae
Exons: 1
Coding region: 1-1080 (359 amino acids)
Source: RefSeq, a predicted model, not a curated record